Messenger RNA from Ictalurus punctatus (channel catfish), 2020 nucleotides. Its product is annotated as beta-1,3-galactosyltransferase 2. The coding region runs from base 506 to 1528 and encodes 340 amino acids. The transcript has 2 exons. The record is from RefSeq and is a predicted model, not a curated record. Gene Ontology annotation, cellular component: membrane. NCBI's taxonomy places the organism in Eukaryota, Metazoa, Chordata, Actinopteri, Siluriformes, Ictaluridae. Gene Ontology annotation, molecular function: N-acetyl-beta-D-glucosaminide beta-(1,3)-galactosyltransferase activity.
AAUUACGCUAGAUUAGUUAACAUCACUCACUAAACUGGUUCGCCUGAAUAUUUGCGCCCGACUAGGAACUAUGAAACUGUAUCUGGUUUGUUUUAUACAUCUGACUGUAACAUCCCAAAUCAACUCAAAAUUAUCUCAAAUGUUGGCUUUCUUGUAAAAGCAUCACGUCACACUCAAGAUACCAGAUACUGACAUCCUCUGCAGCCGUUUAAAUUCACAACUGGUUUCUUCGCGCCUCACUCUGGGGCCAGGAAAUUACUUUUGAAACACUUUUCAAACACUGCUGAAAUGCAGGCGUGUCAGUGACGUGAUGAACGUAAUUACUAUUAUCUAUUUUAGAUAUUCACAAAUCUGGUUUACCUCGACAUGGUAGGUAGCGAAACCCUGUGAAUAAGCAGUGCAGCUAGGCUGGAGAACAUUAAACGUCCUGGACUGACAAGGACAAAGGCUGUUGAGGUUUGCGGUGAAGCGAGGACAGGUGCUGUAAAGGGACACUGCACAAAGAAUGACAAAGAUGAGUAAGCUGAAGUGGUGGUGCUUCACAUUCAGGCCGGUGUCCAGUGCCCCACGUGCGUUUACUAUUUUGAUGGCUGUCAUCACUUUGUUACUUUACAUGAUCUUCGGGACUCGGCAAUGUGAUACACAAGAGCUUAAGAAAGGAAAGCAUCCAGAUCCACAAUUAUACCAUGUGGCUUAUCCCAAUAAAUACCAGUUCAUCCUGGACCAACCAGACAAGUGCCAUCACAACCCUUUUUUGGUGGUCAUCGUUCCAGUGGCCCCCAAUGAUGUGCUGGAACGGAACGCCAUAAGGAAUACAUGGGGGUACGAGAAGCUGGUUCAAGAAAAACAUGUUGUGGUCCUGUUCCUACUGGGCUUACCGAGUGGGAAAAACGCAGAAAUGCAACAGGCACGUAUACACCAGGAGAACGUGCGGCACCGGGACUUGCUUCAGAGCAACUUCAUAGACUCCAUAAGGAACGCGACUGUUAAAACCAUGGUGAUGUUCGAAUGGCUGAGAGAUCGCUGUCCCCAGGCAUAUUAUGCUGCGAAAGUGGACCCCGACAUUCUGUUUAAUGUCAGAGGUCUGAUAAGUAUGUUGCUUAGCCCCCACACUCCUCAGAGGAACUACCUCAUUGGCCAGGUGCGACAGAACAAUUCUGCAAUAAGAAACCCAGCGAGCAGGCUUUACAUCCCUCCUGAGGUGUAUUCCAAGUCAGUACAUCCAGCAUACCCUUUGGGAAAGUGCUACAUAAUGUCUAAGGACCUGCCAGCAAAGAUUCUGACCGCAUCAAAGGAAAUUAAGCCUAUUAUAAAAGAUGAUCUGUAUAUUGGCUUAUGCCUUGAAUGGCUCCGUAUUACUCCCAUGAAUAUUCCAAACCCUGAUCAGUUUGUGUUCAUCCCACCUUUACUGUACGACAGGUGCUACUAUUCCAACCUCAUUGCUGUGAUUAUAUACACUCCUGCUCAGCUGGUUUCCUUAUGGACAGAUAUUCACAAACCGGGCCCCGCCUGUUUACCCUAUAAUUAAGGGCUUAUUGAUUAAACAAGCUUAACAGGUUUAAAGACAAAGUCAAGAUACAUUGGAAACAAAAAGGGAAAACCUUAGGAAACAUAAUAGCAUAGUUUCCACAGACAUCCAUUGCUAGUGUUUGCAACUAAGACUAUGGCUUACUUUAAUAUUUUAUACUGCAUACUUCAGUUCAUCGGUCCAAAUCACGCUCCGAAAUGUCAGAUCUCUCUAGUCUCCUAGAAUACCGAUAAUACAAUUAGACAGGGCAGAACAAAAACAUGAUAAUCCAAAAACCUGCCAUGAAGAGAACCAAGUACGUUCUGAUUAUGUUAACUAUAUUAUACAUAAAUUCCCAGUUACUUUUGUAUCUUUUCCACCACUGAUGGGGUGUGUUUCUUCUUUGCAAUUCUGUUAUUUUUUAAAUAUGGAUUGAAGUAUUAAAGCAUUUGGGGUGCACUUUAAAGAUUGAAAUAAAUGGUUGUACUGAUCAAUGGUUACCAAGUAACUCAU